This is a messenger RNA of Haliaeetus leucocephalus (bald eagle), 1350 nucleotides long. RefSeq names its product ST8 alpha-N-acetyl-neuraminide alpha-2,8-sialyltransferase 5 (gene ST8SIA5). Bases 1 to 1131 code for a protein of 376 amino acids. The record is from RefSeq and is a predicted model, not a curated record. The transcript has 7 exons. Lineage: Eukaryota; Metazoa; Chordata; Aves; Accipitriformes; Accipitridae. Gene Ontology annotation, molecular function: alpha-N-acetylneuraminate alpha-2,8-sialyltransferase activity. Gene Ontology annotation, biological process: oligosaccharide metabolic process; N-glycan processing.
AUGGGAUACACUGACCCUUCAUCAAGCAGGGAUUUGCUCGGAAACAGAACUUUGUUCUUCAUAUUCAUCUGCGCCUUUGCUGUGGUCACCUUGCUGCAGCAGAUCCUCUAUGGGAGAAACUAUCUCAAAAGGUAUUUUGAGUUUUAUGAAGGGCCUUUGGAGUACAACUCUACCAAAUGCCUGGAAUUACGGCAGGACAUCAUUGAGGUGAAGGUUUUGUCUAUGGUGAAACAAACUGAAUUGUUUGACAGAUGGAAGAGCCUACAGAUGUGCAAAUGGGAGAUGAAUGUCACAGAAGCUAAUUUAUUCAAGUCUACUUUGUCGAGGUGUUGCAAUGCCCCUGCCUUUCUGUUCACCACCCAGAAAAAUACUCCCUUGGGAACUAAACUGAAAUAUGAAGUGGAUACUAGUGGAAUCUUCCAUAUCAACCAAGAAAUCUUCAAAAUGUUUCCAAAGGAUAUGCCAUACCACCGCUCCCAGUUUAAGAAAUGUGCAGUGGUUGGGAACGGAGGAAUUCUGAAGAACAGCAGAUGUGGCCGGGAGAUUGACAGCGCAGACUUUGUGUUUCGAUGCAAUUUGCCUCCUAUAUCUGAGAAAUACUUCACGGACGUUGGGGUAAAGACGGAUGUCGUGACUGUGAAUCCCAGUAUAAUUACUGAGAGAUUUCAUAGGCUGGAAAAAUGGAGAAAACCCUUCUACGAUGUGCUCCAGGUCUACGAGAACGCUUCCGUGCUGCUGCCAGCUUUCUACAACACUCGCAACACGGACGUCUCAAUCCGGGUCAAAUAUGUCCUGGAUGAUUUUGAAUCUCAGCAAGCUGUUUAUUACUUUCAUCCCCAGUAUCUCAUCAACGUCUCACGCUACUGGCUCGGCCAAGGGGUGCGGGCCAAGCGGAUUAGCACUGGACUGAUCCUGGUGACUGCUGCCCUGGAGCUCUGUGAAGAGGUCCACCUUUUUGGCUUUUGGGCCUUCCCCAUGAACCCCUCAGGGAUUUUUAUAACUCACCACUACUAUGACAAUGUGAAACCUCGCCCUGGUUUUCAUGCUAUGCCCUCAGAAAUCUUCAACUUCCUCCACAUGCACAGCAAGGGGAUCCUGCGGGUUCAUACAGGGACCUGUAGCUGCUGUUGACAGGGAUACUUCUUCCUCUGACACAAAAGUGUAACAGGAACUUGAUGCCUGUGUAUGGUGUAGGAGGUUUUAUUACACCCUGAGAUUAUGCAAUAAAUGUUUGAUAUAAAUUUCCUCAAGGCAUUGCAUCCCAUAGGGUCUAGGAUACCAGCAUCUUUCCUGCUAGCAGAGUUGGGUCCAUAACAGUGUAGGAGAAGCAAAACUCCUCUGUUCCAGGGU